AUGGCGAAAAGUCCAAGAAUUUGGGAAUUAAUGUUGGUGCCACCUCCAUGGCUGGAACAACUAUUGUCAACCCCAUUCUUUACCAUGUGUCAAGCCCACAUCAACGCACCCAGAAACGAAUGCAACAUGUAUUGCCUCGAUUGCAGAGACCAAGCAUUCUGUUAUUACUGUAGACAAUCAUGGCAUAACAAUCACCAAGUAAUUCAAAUAAGGAGAUCUUCGUAUCAUGAUGUUGUGAGGGUAGCAGAGAUUCAGAAGGUUUUGGAUAUCAGUGGGGUUCAGACAUAUGUGAUUAACAGUGCCAGAGUUCUUUUUCUCAAUGAGAGGCCUCAGAAUCAGCCUAAGACCAAUAACGCUGUUUCUAGUGGUAAAAGCAAUUCCCAUUUGUGUGAAAUUUGCAGAAGAAAUCUCUUGGACCCUUUUCGUUUCUGUUCUUUGGGAUGCAAGCUUGUAGGAAUAAAGAAGAAUGGGAAUGCGAGUUUUGUCGUAAGCGCAAAGAAAGACGAGGAAAUAGGGAGAAUGCAUGAAGGAAUGGGAAGAGGGUUGCCAUCAAAGGAAGAAGACGAAGAAUUGCGUGAAGGAAUCCACAAACAAGUAUACCAAAGCACGUCUUCUCCUCAUCUUCGGCCAUCUCUACAGCCAUGCUCAAAUUCAAGAAGAAGAAAGGGAAUACCUCAAAGGGCACCUUUAGGUCCCUAA
Molecule: messenger RNA, 699 nt
Organism: Abrus precatorius (Indian licorice)
Lineage: Eukaryota; Viridiplantae; Streptophyta; Magnoliopsida; Fabales; Fabaceae
Exons: 4
Coding region: 1-699 (232 amino acids)
Source: RefSeq, a predicted model, not a curated record